Ipomoea nil (Japanese morning glory) is the source of this 3281-nucleotide messenger RNA. RefSeq names its product probable leucine-rich repeat receptor-like protein kinase At5g49770. Gene Ontology annotation, biological process: protein phosphorylation. Lineage: Eukaryota; Viridiplantae; Streptophyta; Magnoliopsida; Solanales; Convolvulaceae. Gene Ontology annotation, molecular function: ATP binding; protein binding; protein kinase activity. The record is from RefSeq and is a predicted model, not a curated record. Bases 242 to 3106 code for a protein of 954 amino acids. The transcript has 19 exons.
AACAUUGAAGAAGGGCGGGUAGUGGAGGGCAUCUAUGAAAGUUGACUUGUUAUUAUAUCUCAACUCUCAAGACAAGGUCAAACACCAAGGAGCUGAGGGUUUUGUCAGAAAAUUAAAGCAGAGUUCUCAAAGGGUGUAUUGUAUUAUUGGGUUUGAGCCUUUGAGGUGUUAGUUGUCUAGUUUUUCAUCAAACAACGUUGUUUCUUGAGGUUGCAUGGUUUAAUUUGUGUUAAACAAUAUAAUGAUCAUCCUCCCAAGAAGAAUCUGGUUGUGUUUGUUGUCUGUGUUGAUAAAUUUCUUGGUUGUAGCAGCAUGGACGAACCCAGAUGAUGUGGCUGCUCUAAACUCUCUCAAAUCUGAGUGGGAAAAUGUACCACCCAAUUGGACCGGCCAAGAUCCUUGUGAUGAUCAUUGGGAUGGGAUUCAAUGCAGAAAUUCCCGCGUCGUUGGAUUAACCUUAUCAAGCAUGAGUCUGCGUGGUGGGCUAUCUGGAGACAUUGCUGGGUUAUCAGAGUUAGAGACCUUGGAUCUAUCAUACAACAAGGAAUUGACAGGUCCUCUUCCUCAAGCCAUUGGAAACCUGAAAGCAUUGUCAAACUUGAUCCUUGUUGGUUGCGGGUUUUCUGGACCAAUUCCAGACACAAUAGGAUCUCUGACCGAAUUGAGAUUUCUAUCGUUGAACUCAAACAAGUUUGUCGGCACAAUACCACCAUCCGUUGGUAAAUUGUCAAAACUCUAUUGGCUGGAUAUGGCCGAUAAUCAACUUACCGGAACUCUUCCAGUCUCUAAAGGGGACACACCUGGUCUUGAUAUGCUUCUUGAUACAAAACACUUUCACUUUGGAAAGAAUCAACUUUCUGGCGAGAUUCCAGCUCAGCUUUUCAACUCAAAUAUGAAACUUAUACAUUUGUUGCUUGAACAAAACAAGCUUACUGGAAAUAUCCCUGAAACAUUAGGGCUUGUUACGCAUUUGGAGGUCGUUCGUCUCGACAAGAAUUUGUUGAAGGGGCCCGUUCCAUCAAAUCUCAAUAACCUCACAAGUGUCAAUGAAUUAUACUUGGCAAACAAUGGUUUUAGUGGCGCCUUGCCCAAUCUCACUGGCAUGAAUAACCUCAACUAUCUAGAUAUGAGCAAUAACUCAUUUGAUCCGACGGACUUUCCAUUGUCGUUGCAAACCUUACAGUCUCUGACGACAUUGGUGAUGGAAAAUACAGGACUACAAGGACAAGUUCCUGCUGCCCUUUUCAGUCUUAAUCAGUUGCAGAAUGUCAUCUUGAGCAAGAACAGACUUAAUGGCACCCUGACCAUUAGCUCCACCUACAGCCCCCAACUGCAACUCAUUGAUCUCCGAAACAACUUGAUUGAAGCGUAUACACAGAGACCAGGAAUCGGUUUCCAGAUCAUACUUGUAAAAACCCCAUAUUGCGACGGAGGAGGCAUGGCGAGUUACUGUGUUGUACCCCAGCCUAAAUCCCCAUAUUCAACUCCAGCUAAUUGUUCGCCUCGUAAAUGCAGUGCUGGCCAAAUAUCGAGCCCUAACUGUCAAUGCGCCUAUCCAUACACGGGAAACAUAUUUUUCCGAGCUCCUUCCUUCUCCAACUUGGGAAAUGCUACCAUAUUCGAGACGCUUCAAGGGUCUUUGAUGCGCGCUUUCCUGUCUCAUCAACUCCAUGUAGAUACGGUUUCCCUGAGUGAUCCAAAGAAAAAUUUGGAUGAUUACCUUGUGGUACACUUGGAAGUUUUUCCAUCUGGCCAGGAUUAUUUCAACCGAACAGGAGUUUCUGGAGUUGGGUUUGUGCUUAGCAAUCAGACUUUCAAGCCACCCAAAGAAUAUGGACCUUUCUUUUUCAUUGCGGAGGGCUAUAAGUAUUUUACAGGUAGUGAUUCUACAGAAUCAGGCAAGUCUUCAAGUACUGGCAUUAUAAUUGGAGCAGCAGUUGGUGGUUCAGUUCUUGUGAUUGUAUCACUGAUUAUUGGGGUCUACGCUUUCCGCCAAAAGAAAAGAGCUCAAGAAGCUACUAAAAAGAGUGAUCCUUUUGCAUCCUGGGAUCCUGCUAAAAACAGUGGUGGUGUCCCCCAGCUAAAGGCAGCAAAAUGUUUCUCAUUUGAAGAGCUUAAGAAAUGUACAAACAACUUUUCAGAAACCAAUGAUAUAGGAUCUGGUGGUUAUGGAAAGGUAUACAGAGGAAGCCUUCCUGGUGGGCACCUGGUUGCCAUAAAAAGAGCUCUACAGGGAUCAAUACAGGGUGCCCCAGAGUUCAAAUCUGAGAUUGAGCUUCUCUCUAGGGUUCAUCACAAGAAUGUUGUUGCACUGGUUGGGUUUUGUUUUGAUCAAGGUGAACAAAUGCUGGUGUAUGAAUAUAUUCCGAAUGGCACACUUAAGGACAGCAUCUCAGGAAAGUCUGGAAUCAGAUUAGAUUGGAUGAGGAGACUUAGGAUAGCUCUUGGAUCAGCCAAAGGGUUGCAGUAUCUGCAUGACCUCGUUAACCCGCCCAUCAUCCACCGCGACAUAAAAACAAAUAACAUUUUGCUGGACGAGCGGUUGAAUGCUAAAGUUGCGGAUUUUGGCCUCUCCAAGUCCAUGGGUGAACCCGAAAGGGGUCAUGUCACCACUCAAGUUAAAGGAACAAUGGGCUACUUGGAUCCAGAGUAUUACAUGACAAACCAGCUAACAGAGAAGAGCGACGUUUACAGCUUUGGAGUGGUGCUGUUGGAGCUGCUUACCGCGAAAGUUCCAAUUGAAAAAGGGAAAUACAUAGUUCGGGAAGUGAAGCAAGUGAUGGAUAGGAGUAAAGAAAUGUUUAACCUUCACGUAGUUCUCGACCCAGCCAUUCGCUCUAGCGCAACACCCAGAAGCGUCGAGAAAUACGUGGAUCUAGCAUUGAGGUGCGUCGAAGAAUCAGGAGUGCACCGGCCAACAAUGAGCGAAGUGGUGAAAGAGAUCGAGAACGUGAUGGAGAUUCUCGGGCUGAACCCUAAUGCUGAAUCUGCAUCAGCUUCAGAGAACUAUGAGGGAUCAAGCACAGGCUUUCAGCAUCCUUACAGUGAUCAAAGCCUCUUUGUUUACAGUGGAGCCUAUCCUCCUUUAAGCUUAGAGCCCAAGUAAAACAAACACCACAGAUCCUGCAUCUAUAUAUGGCCUUGUGGCCUGCUUUUCUGCCAUGUUUUGUAUAUUUUAGGUAAAAACAGAUGGAAUUUGUUAAAUCUUGAAUUUCUUGCCCUCAUUUUUGUAUAUUUUGUGUUGAUGAAAUGGAAAUGAAUACCCUUUGAAGAAACAGAAA